AUGGCUGAAGUUCUGGGUUUGUUAUCCAGCAUCGCUACCUUAGUAGAACUCUCCGCAAAAAUCGCUGGUCUGAGCUACAGCUACGCUCGUGAGGUCAAAAAUGCACCAAAAACACAGAAGCAAUAUCUUCAGGAAGUCUCCGCCCUGAUUGAGGUUCUAUACCGCGUCGAGCAGGCUGUUGCAGAGUCGGAGACCGGCUCGGCCUCCCAGCCUGAACGAAGAUGCAAAUUUCGAGCGCUUUUCACAGAUUAUUUAUCCUCUUGCAUACUUGUUACUACGACCUCGACGUACAAAAAGGUCUCAUUAGUACACCAUGAGCAAGACCGGAAUCUGUUGUUAACGUGGAUUCCCAAGCCAAACAUCCCACUACGACAAAAGCCAUCUCCUUGCCCGGGAACAGGGGAUUGGUUUCUAGACAGUGUUGCUGUUCAGAAAUGGCUUAGCAGGCCAACGGAGCUUCUGUGGUGCCAUGGACCGCCUGGAGUGGGAAAGAGCUUUCUCGCCUCUGUGAUGAUCGACCAUCUGUUGAAAGAACGAAAACAAAGCUCCCUUGUAAUAUACUUCUUUUGCGAUUUCUCUUCACAAAAUCAAGUGAAAACGAUAGAUAUCCUCCACUACCUACUUCGGCAGAUUAUUGAUCAAGCAAGUGGAGAAAUGUUAUCUACAUUCAAAGCUUCAUGUGGUGACCCGAACACUUUGCAAACCACAACACAAGUGGUGGAAUUAAUCGCUUUGGCCGCGUCGGGGCAACCAAUUUACUUGGUGUUGGAUGGCCUCGAUGAGCUGAAGACACCAAAUGAACUCCUUUGGCAUAUUCUUGAACUCGUGAAGUCAGAUAUCCACAUAUUGAUCACUAGUAGAGAUCUACCACAGAUUCGAAAGAAGAUGAACACAGCUAUUCAGCUUGAUAUCGAACCUACAGAGUCUGAUCUAAGACUUUAUGUCACCAGUCGACUGCAGGAAAGUGACUUUGCUGAGGAAGUGACUAAGGACAGCAGUCUAAUCGAUGACAUUCUGUCCAAAACUGGAAACAUAUUUCUUCUCUCCCGCUUACUUCUGGAUGAAUUGCUGGACCUUGUGACUUUUCAUCAAAUACGCAAGGCGCUUCAGAGACCACCACAAGGUCUACAGCAAGGUCUCGAAGCCACACUACAACGGAUAGAUGCUCAGCCACGGGCACGGAAAAGGCUCGCUCGACGCCUUCUUGGCUGGAUUACGAUUGCGGAGCGAAGACUACAGUUGGAUGAAAUCGUUACUGCAUUCGCCGUCGAAGACGGCGAGGAACUGCAUCCUGAUAAUAUGCCGAGCCCUAUUAUCCUCCUUCAGGUGUGUGCCGGGCUGGUCGUCCUCAAUAAACAUGACAACACACUCGGUUUGGUUCAUGCUUUUGCGCACGAAGUCCUCCAUGUUUCGUUGCCAGAAAAGGAAAUUCAUCUUGACAUGGCUCGCACAUGUCUUCGGUAUCUUUCGUUGAAGCCCCUAGUGGCGGGACCCUGUACAAGCUCGACGGAAAUGAUUAAGCGAUUCGAGUCGUUAGCUUUUUUGGAAUACUCUUCCAAAUACUGGGGACAGCACGCCGUUUUGGGAGAUUGUGAAGAAGGUUUGGAACCACUAAUCAUGAACCUUCUGGACAAUCCGCGACUCAGAAAUAGUGCAUUUCAGGCACUAGAAUUUCGCCAGGAGUUCGCCAAAACAGGGGUUGCAGAAGAAUUGUUUCAAUCACUACCAACAAACCACGAGGCGCUGCAUCUAGCGGCUUAUUGGGAUUUGACUCACAUUGCUGGCAGAAUUCUGGAAGCUGGUGCUCCUCCCUCCCCGCUGGACUCGCAUAAAUGGACACCUCUUCAUUGGGCAUGCGCUAACAACAAGUUCGCCGUGGCGGAGCUCCUCAUAAAUAGUAGAGCAAACGUUAAUGCCCAGGACAUCCAAGGAUGGAGUCCUUUGUUCUGGGGCGCAUUUAUAGGGAACAUUCGCAUGGUGCGUCUUCUACUUUCGAAUGGCGCGAACCAUCUCGUUCGAAGUACGCUGGGAUGGACGGCUUUGCACUGGGCCAUUUCAGGCGGGCAUACGGAGAUAGUGAAGGAACUUCUUGAUCACCAUUCUCAGUCAAAGUCGGCCGAACCGGCAUUUCAUAAAAUGACCAUGAAACAAAUUGACUCAUACGCCAAUGCAACCCUUCCAGUGGAUGUAGCUUCUGGGGGUCAGGAUGCAGAUAUCUUUACGCUACUGAUCGACCAUCUUCAGACUCCUGGGGGAAUGAUAACAGAUACCAAGUUCAACAUGAUUUGGGAACAUGAACGUUUUGACGUCCCAGUAUCGCUUAACCCAUGGAGAACUAUGACGAAGGGUGAACGCAUUAAUGGACGAGAGUCAAAUAUACCGAGAUUCACCGGAAAUUAUGCGGACAAGUCGGAGGAGUGGCGAUCUGACCCUAAGAAAUGGAAGUCUGUCCUCCUUCUGUCGGCCAUUCGCGACCAGCAACUGUCAUCAGUAGAACUUUUAGUCAAAGCAGGAGCGGAUGUCGACUAUGAAAGUGCACUGUGUGUUGCGGCCUGUCGCCAAGAUCCCCGAUAUGUGCAAUGCUUAUUGAAAAAUGGCGCAGAUCCAAAUAUCAAGAACAAAUUUGGACGAACUGCGUUGCAUGAAGCCGUCAUGAAUGGCUUUAUGGAGACCAUCGCUGCGCUUCUCGAUGGAGGGGCAGAUAUAGACGAGUCUGUGACGCAGAUCUCCGGAUAUCGCAUGAAGGAUAGUAAAAAUGAAAUUUGGCUGGCCGGCUACACACUCAAACUCAGCGAGAAUGGAUCAACAGUAUUAAUACAGGCCGGUGGUUUUUACCAGCCAAUAAGUGCAAUAUAUAAACAGCGAAACUCUGAAUUGGCCACGCGGAUUACCCAACUGUUGCUCUCUAGAGGGGCGAGUGCGCGCCUAAAGGAUCUGUCCGGGAGGACUGCGCUUCAUUAUUCUAUGCUUCGACCUCACCUACCACUGAUCAGAUUGCUGAUUGAAGCCGGAUGUCCAGUUGAUGCAGUGGAUUGCAAUGGUAGUACACCGUUGCACCUGCUAGCAUUGCGCAGGGAAGAAGUCCUCGACAUGCAUGAAUUAAAAGAAACGGUGCAACUUCUCUUGAAUGGAAAAUUUGAAAAUCAGCAGAGAAAUAUAUUAGACCAGCCUGUUCGUGCAACAUCUGCCGGCGAUGGUGAACCUGACAGUAAGAGGGGAAACAACUCAGUAUUAUACAAGACAAUCGUCAGAGAAGAAAUUAUAGGACAGUAUACGCAGAUUAAAACGGUUAAAGGAUUCGAUGAAGGGCUAACCCCACUGACCAUGGCAUUGCAAGCUGGUAGAUGGGAACUGGUUCAAGUUUUAUUGGAACUUGGGGCUACAUUUCCAGCAGAGUUUGAUCUAACUCCUAUUCUCGAUCUUGCCAUCCAGAGUGUUGAGCCGAGCAUUACAAGUCUUCUUCUCCACCACGGAGCACAUCCUUCGCCAUGUGCGAUUAUCAUCCUGGCCAAGUCAUUUGUAACUCGAACAACGGACGCAAAAACCCUGGAAGAAAAAGAUACCAUCGCUAAAAAUUUCAAAACUAUUCUGAAGAAACUUGUUUCAGCUGGUGCAGAUAUCAAUUUUUGCCAAAAUGAGGAAAGUCCCAUGACACUCGUAGCAAAGAAUGGUGGCUCAGAAUCUGUUUUGAAUGCUUUCCUUAAUUGUGGCGCAGAUUUCUACACACCAUCAUCUAAGACUUUUGAUCCCAUUCUCACUUCAGCACUUUUCGGCGAGGCGAAGGACAUCGCCUUUCUCUUGGACUACGCUGUGGCACAUCCGAAAGAGGAUCAUUGGUCAAAGCAUUUGAUUAAAGUUUCUAAUGAGACUGAUUAUAUCAUGCGCUUGUGUCUAUGUCUACAGAAGGCAGAUGCAAUAAAUUGUACGAACAAUGAUGGCCACACUCUAUUGCAUCUUGCUGCUGAGCAAGGUCAUAUCGCCCUGGUGACUGCACUUGUUUCAUGUGGUGCCAAGAUCGACAUUGCAGAUGAUAAAGGAUGGCUUGCCAUACACUCUGCUGGGUUUGCUAAACAGACCGCUGUGCUGAAGUUCUUGCUUGAACAAAGCACUGUCUUGCCCACUAAGAUGCAGGAAAUCCUUAACAAGGACGACAAUACUUCCAUGAAACAUACUAUGCUCCAGGUUGCCACUAUGGAUGCAAACAGUGAUAUGGUUUCAUUUCUCCUAAGUGUCGGUAUGGAUCCAAAUUCAACAUUUAGAUAUUGGGAAAAAGAAGUACCCCUGCUCGGAUAUGCAGCAGAAUAUGGAUAUGGAGACAUUCUCUCCCUCCUUCUGCAUCACGGCGCCGACGUCGAGAAAGGCGAUGAAUACAGUUGGCGCCCGUUGCACCUAGCCUGCUACAACAGCCAUACUGAGAUUGCCAAAAUCCUAGUCGAAGCAGGAGCGGAUGUACACGCCGCGACUGUGGCCUGGAAUAACCCAAAUACCAAGCCUACGGGGAUUUAUAAGGGUUAUUCCUGGACUGGCAAACCGCUUCACCUCGCUGCCAUGAGUGGUCAAACAGAUAUCAUUAAGCUACUGCUUGAAAAACGUGUCGAUAUUCAUGCUAGCACGGGCGUUGACGCCAACUCUUCCUAUCAUUGUCCCGGGCAUGGUCCUACUGCGCUUCAUCUAGCGCUGGACACGGGUCUGUUUUAUAGUCGUCGCGGGCAAGAGUUGGAUCAUGGGAGGCUUCAGAUUGCGCAGUGGCUCGUUGAAAGAGGUGCAAUGGUGCGAAGUGUUAUCCGCAAAUACUCAUUGCAGGAUAUUCUCAGCUUUCGUGAUUUUCCGGAUCUGUGGGAUGCGCUUGUGGCUGGUGACAGAGAUGAAGAAAGUAACACUUGA
This is a messenger RNA of Talaromyces marneffei, 4884 nucleotides long. RefSeq lists its product as uncharacterized. Gene Ontology annotation, molecular function: protein binding. The coding region runs from base 1 to 4884 and encodes 1627 amino acids. The record is from RefSeq and is a predicted model, not a curated record. The transcript has 7 exons. Gene Ontology annotation, biological process: protein localization to ciliary inversin compartment. Gene Ontology annotation, cellular component: ciliary inversin compartment. Lineage: Eukaryota; Fungi; Ascomycota; Eurotiomycetes; Eurotiales; Trichocomaceae.